This is a messenger RNA of Ziziphus jujuba (common jujube), 1403 nucleotides long. Its product is annotated as protein DEHYDRATION-INDUCED 19. Lineage: Eukaryota; Viridiplantae; Streptophyta; Magnoliopsida; Rosales; Rhamnaceae. The record is from RefSeq and is a predicted model, not a curated record. The transcript is spliced from 5 exons. Bases 449 to 1147 code for a protein of 232 amino acids.
CUCGCAUUUCCUCUGCGUCGGCCAUUGUCUUGACCACAUAUGCAUACUUAAAAAACCCCAAUUUUCCUUCUUUCUCUCUCCAACCUUAAUCCAAUCGUCAUUUCCCAAGCUCUCUCUAAAGAAAAAGUCAAUUUUUAGAAGAAAAUUUUAAUUUCUUGCUGUAUAAAUACCAAUAUAAAUACCUCUGCUCUCCAUUUCUUCCCUCUUUCUCUUUCUCUCUCUUCGUUUCUGAAGUUUCCUCGGAUCAUCUUGUUUAAUAUUUUUGAAAACAAUUCUGAUAAAAAUCAGAAGAAGAACAAGCACCGUAGAGGGAUCAGAGAAGAACUUUUCUCUGUAAUUUUUAUUUUUUAUUAUUAAUUUUUUUGGCCCAAUUAAUUUAAAAAAAUUAUAAAAAAUUAUAUUGAAUCAACUAACGAGCGGUUUAGUCUUCGAUCCGAGUCGUUCUUCAAUGGACUCCGAUUUCUGGACCUCACGCCUCGCUGCCGCAAAACGCCAAUAUACAUUGCAGCACCACCAUCAGAGCUCCAAUUUAGAUCGGUUGAGCAUAGAUGAUUUUGAGGUGGAGGACGAGGUUCGACCCGAGUUCCCGUGCCCGUAUUGCUAUGAGGAUUUCGACAUCGCGUCCUUGUGUUCGCAUCUCGAAGACGAGCACUCUUGCGAGUCUAAAGUCACCGUUUGUCCGAUUUGCUCUGUUAAAGUUGCAAGGGACAUGUUAAGUCAUAUCACACUGCAACAUGGGCACUUGUUCAAGUUGCAGAGACGUCGCAGAUUACGUAGAGUUGCCAUUCCUAACAGUCAGGCACUAUCUCUUCUUGGUCGGGAUCUUCGUGAAGCUCAUCUGCAGGUGCUUCUAGGGGGUGGUGGAUAUCGAUCAAAUAAUGCUAGUGUGUCAAAUGGAGCUACUGAUCCAUUUCUAUCAUCUCUUAUCUUGAAUUUUCCUACAUCAGAAUCUGAAGAAAUUUCAAAAUCUGUUGUAACUAAUGCUGAUGACACUUCUGCAAAGAAUGGGGUACCUACACAUAUUUGGAAAUCAAGUAGUUUUGAUCCUUCCUUGAGUUUCGAAGAGCGGGAGAAAAAGAUGAGACAAGCGGCUGGAAGAGCUGGUUUUAUGCAGGAUCUGCUUCUUACGACUUUGUUGGGAGACUAAUGGAAUCCGUAAGCUGUUUUUAAAUAAUGGAAAUGAGUUAUUUACCGUCCUGUUAAGGGGAACUUUUGGGUUGGUUUUUCACGGUAUUGCUAUGUGGGACAAAGCCAUACAUGGCACAAAUGACUAUGCAAUAGCACUAUGAGUGCUUAGGUGAUUAAAUUCCAUCCCUUUGUACCUCCCUUAUGAACCGGGAUGUAUUACGUUCUGAAGAAACAAUGGUCAUUUAGUUUUAUGGGAAACUUUAUUUUGUGAUGUA